AAAACGCAGUUUAGGCCUUAAUUUCAUUGACUAAACAGCACAUAUUUUUAAAGCUGUUUCUUUUUCAAAAUUCCGUGUAAUUUUUGUUUAGAGUUCAAAAUUUUAUCACGAAAUGUUUAAAAGAUCCGCGUUAAUUCUAGGUCGUUGCGCGAAGGACUGCCUUUGCAGGCGAUGUAUAAAGCCCACCUUUGUACGGUCUCACCAUCUCAAUGUUCUCGCAAAUUUAAAAAAAGAUGAAAUCUUCAAUCCCGAUGGCCUUCCCAGUCAGAGACGUAAGGGAUUUGGCGGUCCGAUCAUUCUCGCCCAAGACCACGAUUUUUUUGAGCUUGCCAACCCGAUGCAACGGCAAUUUCUGGAUGGUCUGGAGCAGCAGGCCCAAAGGAUAGGAUCGAAUCGGUGGCUAAAAGAAGACAAGCAAGAGGAUCUAGAAAAGUUGAAAAAAGAAUGCCAGAGGCUGGCGAAAGAAAUCACCAUGGCUGGUAAAGAUGGAGACAUUAAAAAGGCUUGCAAGGAACUGGCCCAAAAAGAGAAGUGCAAGAAGAAAGAAUUGAAGAAAAAGUGCAAGGAACUGGCAGAAAAGGAAAAAUGUGAAAAGGACAAAUUAAAAAAGAAGUGUAAGCAAAUGGCCAAAAAGGGAAAGCAGGAUCCUUGCAAGAAGAAAAAAGAUCCUUGCAAGAAGAAAGAGGAUCCCUGCAAGAAAAAAGAGGACCCAUGCAAGAAAAAGGAGGAUCCCUGUAAAAAAGAGGAUCCUUGCAAAAAGAAAAAAGAUCCUUGCAAGAAAAAGGAGGAUCCAUGCAAGAAGAAAGAUCCUUGCAAGAAAAAGGAGGAUCCAUGCAAGAAAGAUCCUUGCAAGAAAAAGGAGGAUCCAUGUAAGAAAAAGGGCGGCGGGGACCUUAAAAAGAAGUGCAAGGAAAUGGCUCAAAAGGAAAAGUGCAAAAAAUUGGCGAAGAAGGAAAAAAUGAAGAAAAUGAUGAAGAAGUGCAAAAAGAUGGCUGAGAAAGAAAAAUGCAAGAAGAUGGCGAAAAAAAACAAAUGCAAGGACCCGUGCAAGAAAAAGUAAUUGGCCGAUUUUAGUUUACGCGGAUUAACCAAUUCUAUUGAACAACGUUUUAAAUUAGUUUUGACUAUCUAAAAUUCUUUGGUUAUUAAAUAAAGUGUGGCCAAUUGAACGAAGCAGA
Drosophila biarmipes is the source of this 1178-nucleotide messenger RNA. Its product is annotated as sperm-specific protein Don juan. The transcript is spliced from 2 exons. The record is from RefSeq and is a predicted model, not a curated record. The coding region runs from base 113 to 1060 and encodes 315 amino acids. Lineage: Eukaryota; Metazoa; Arthropoda; Insecta; Diptera; Drosophilidae.